AUGAGCUUGCCCCUGAACCCCAAGCCCUUCCUGAAUAGGCUGAUGGGGAAGCUGGUGAUGGUGAAGCUGAAGUGGGGGAUGGACUACAAGGGCUACCUGGUGUCUGUCGACGGCUACAUGAACAUGCAGCUUGCAAACACAGAAGAAUACAUAGAUGGUGCAUUGUCAGGACACCUUGAUGAAGUUUUGAUAAGAUGUAACAAUGUCCCGUACAUCAGAGGAGUAGAAGAAGAUGAUGAUAAUGAAUAA
Molecule: messenger RNA, 249 nt
Organism: Caretta caretta (loggerhead turtle)
Lineage: Eukaryota; Metazoa; Chordata; Testudines; Cheloniidae
Source: RefSeq, a predicted model, not a curated record